AUGCCAAUUAAGAAAAGACCAAGGUCGGGAGAUGGUAAAGCAUCCGGUUCAUUUAAGAAGCCUAAGAAAACCUAUCAGGUAAAUGAACAAUUUACAUCUCAGGAUAUAUGGAAAAGUUUAGAUAGAAUACGAAAAACACAUAAUAAUGUCGAUUCAAUAAUUCCUAAUAGUUCGCUAUUUGUUGUGUUCUAUCCAUCAUUCAGUAAACAAGAGGUUGAAAGCUGUGUUUCUGCUUUAUUUGAGUAUAUCGAUUCUAGCAAAGUCAAAAUCCAUGAGGUUAAAAAUAAAGAUAACAUCAGAUUCAUCUCAAUUACAAACUUCAGUAUACUUGAUUGUUCACUGAUACUGACUGUGUUGUUCAUCUUUAAAAACAAAAAAUGGGUAGCUCCAAAUAAUUAUGAUUAUUUUCAAACGUUGAAAGAUAUCAAUAUUAAUGGUUCGUUUUAUAUCCCAAAUUCAACGUUAUAUCAAAGUGAAGAAGUAAUUGAUCCAAAACUUAGAAAAUCAUCCACUCCAUUUGUAAAAUCAAUUAUACCGAGGUAUCAAAGCAUGGCGGACUUCAUCGAAUGUAGUAUAUCAAGUACUGAUCAGAAAAGUGUUAGUUCAUUCAUUAAUGAAGUGACAACAUUCUUCUCCAGAUUGAAAUAUAGCAAAAAAGUGGUUACUUCACGUCAAUUCAAAGAAUCUUUAGAGCAACAUCUCCAGAAAUUUGAAUUGCAAAUUACUGAAAUGUUUUUAAAGCCUUUCCAAUUAUUCGAUACAGAAAGUGUGACUAAUAAUAAUAGUGCAUUAAUAGAAUCUUCUAAAAAUAACCUUUCAAAAUAUAUCGAAAAUUUAAAGAAUUAUAAUGAAAACACUGCUAUAACAAAAAGAGAAGAAACCGCCAGCCAAGUAUCCACGACGAAACGAACAGCUAAAAAACAGUUGAUGACUAACAAUUUUGAUCAAUCAAAGAGAAAUUAUACUGCUGCCUCAACAGUUACUACUACGAUAGCUACGAAUACUACCACUUCUAUUACUACCACGACUAAAAACCCAGUUUCUCGAUAUUCUAAUAAUGAAUACUCUCCUGCCAAUAACACAACGAAAAAUACUACUCAAGGGGAUCAAACUUCGUCACAUAGACCAAAUUUUAUGACACAGGAGGAAAUCAAAGACCACUGUUUAGCAACCAUCAAAGCAUCUAUCGAUCUAGUUAAAUCUAAGUCACCUUAUCAAAUUCUAAGGGCAUAUGUUAAAUGCCCCAGACAAAAUUACAUCGAUCUAAUUUAUCAACAUUUAAAUGAAUUAAGAUCAUCUACAAAUUGCAACAUCGUGAUUUUACAUCUAAACAAUUUACAUGAAGCACAACCUUGGUUUAAUUCCUUGGAUAUUUCAAAAUAUACAAAUUUUUCUCAACAACCACAUCAAACAACAGUCAGAAUUAUAAGUAUCGGUGGUGUGGGUGAACAUAUACUAAAUGCAUUAGAUCAAAUAUCAAAUAUUCUAAAUUAA
Molecule: messenger RNA, 1494 nt
Organism: Vanderwaltozyma polyspora DSM 70294
Lineage: Eukaryota; Fungi; Ascomycota; Saccharomycetes; Saccharomycetales; Saccharomycetaceae
Gene: SNU56
Product: Snu56p
Exons: 1
Coding region: 1-1494 (497 amino acids)
Biological process (GO): mRNA splicing, via spliceosome
Molecular function (GO): mRNA binding
Source: RefSeq, a predicted model, not a curated record